Molecule: messenger RNA, 1776 nt
Organism: Drosophila busckii
Lineage: Eukaryota; Metazoa; Arthropoda; Insecta; Diptera; Drosophilidae
Gene: Hmx
Product: homeobox protein Hmx
Exons: 3
Coding region: 44-1762 (572 amino acids)
Biological process (GO): regulation of transcription by RNA polymerase II
Cellular component (GO): nucleus
Molecular function (GO): DNA-binding transcription factor activity, RNA polymerase II-specific; RNA polymerase II transcription regulatory region sequence-specific DNA binding
Source: RefSeq, a predicted model, not a curated record
UGUGUGUUGAAUUAGUGCGCUUAAGUGUUCUGUGUAUAACGUUAUGUCUUCCUCUGAGGCUGAAGUCGAUAUAAGUGUGGUGUCCAGUCCGGAGCCGAGUCCGCUGGGUGCCGCCGGCAUGAGCAAUGGACGCGACAGUCCAGCGGCGCGCUCCAUCGACGGCAACUCUUCAGCGCCUGGCACGCCCACGCGUCGCUCUACGCCCAACACAGCAGCCGGCACGCCUACGUCAGUGGCUGCUGCCGCCGCCGCCGCUGUGGCUGCCACGCAUUAUCACCACAGUCCCAAUGGCGCUGUGCCGCCCGCCGUGUUGCAUCAUCACUUGCAGCAUCAUCUCAGCUCGCUAAGCGGCCAUCCCGUUGCGCUGCAUCAUGCGCUGCACAGCUUUGGUCACUUGCAUCCGCCGCCACAUCCCGCGCUGCUGCAACAUGCUGUGGCACCUGCUCAUCUGGGCGAUCGCUUGAGUUCGCCGCCCGCCUUAGGCGCCGUCGCGCCCAAGUCACCCGAACUGGAGCGCAAUGGGGGCAACGUCAGCGCCAGCGAGGACAACUGCCUGAACAACAACAACAGCAAGACGCUGAAUCACAACGGCACCUGUGCUGCUGCUGCUGCGGCAGCUGCUGCCAACUUGGGCGCCAACAGCAACGACAGCAAUGCCAGCAGCAAUGGCAACAAGGCCAGCACUGGCUCCAAUGGUUUCACCAGCUUCUCCAUCUCCAGCAUUCUGAGUCGCAACGAGCCGGCGAAAAAGAAUGGCGCCAAUGCUUUACUAACGCCCAUGCCGCAGCAACUGCCACAGCCCGGUGCCUGUGCGCCAGGACCCCAGGAUGCGGCAAUGCUCUCAAGAUUGGGCUUCAUCUCGCAGUGGGGCGCUCUGGCGGGACGCUAUGCAGCGCUUUGUCCACCUGGCUGGCCCUGGGCACCGCAGCGAAUGCCAUUCCACAGUCCGACGCAUGACAGUUCCUCCACAAACACCACGGAAAAUCCGCCAUCGCCCACAUCGCUAAGUCCCAGCAACAACAACAACAACAAUAACAACAACCAAAGCACUGCCAAUGCCAACAGCAAUGCGGGCAAUGGCCAGCAAAGUAAAUCGCCACCACCCAUUGGGUCGCUGCACCACAGCACACCACAUCAGCAGGCAGCGUUAUACCAGCAGCAACAGCAUCCACAACAUGCACAGCAUCCACAUCAGCCCAGCACGCCCACGAGCAGCGCUCAUCAUGCACAUCAUUUAACUGGCGCCGGCUCCUACAUGCUGCCGACCAGCUCCAAUGAAUCAGACGAUGAGGGCGAUGAAAUCAUUGAGGAGGACGACGGCACCGACGGCCCCUCGGACAGCAGCUCGCCGCAUGGCGACGGCAGCAACUCCAAGCGCAAAAAGAAAACACGCACAGUUUUCUCUCGCGCCCAAGUUUUCCAGCUGGAGUCGACGUUCGAUCUGAAGCGCUAUCUCAGCAGCUCGGAGCGCGCCGGUCUGGCCGCCUCGCUGCGUUUGACUGAGACGCAAGUGAAGAUCUGGUUCCAGAAUCGCCGCAACAAAUGGAAGCGCCAGCUGGCCGCCGAGCUGGAGGCAGCCAACAUGGCCAACAUGGCGCAUGCUGCGCAGCGUCUGGUGCGUGUGCCCGUGCUCUAUCAUGAUGGCACUACGGCGGGCUUUGUGCCACCGCCGCCACCGCAUCAUCAUCCCAUGCAGUACUAUGCGGCAGCCGCCGCACGCAACACCAGCCCACCACGCCCGCCGCUGUCGUCGCUGGUAUAGAACGUGGGUUGCUU